AUGUCGGAAUCCUCCUUAAAGGGCAGAAUGAACGCCUUUGGCGUCGUGCCACAAGCUGUGGUGGUGCCUGCAGCGGACGACUUUCCAUUAGCCGCUCAUCGCUUCGAGCCUCCGCCAGGAUCAAGCGCGGUGGGCCAGACGGAUGGACAGGAAGUGAGGGCGGUGGUGGUGAUGGUGAAUGCGACGGGAGUGCAAGCGAGGUUCUACCACGACUUCGCCUGUUGGCUGGCCAUGCAGGGGCUGUGCGCCUUCACGUUCGACUUUAGGUACAGCGGCAACUCUUUCCCAAAGCAGUGGUUGGACAAGUUGGAAGGGGCAGAGGAUGAGGAGGAGUAUGCGCAAGUGUUCGAACAGGCCAUCAGGUCGGCGCCGGAUGAGAUCGGAUUGAUCAGGACGUGGGGAAGAGAGGAUUUGGCUGCUGUGGCUAGAUUUGCCCACGACGCUCAUCCUCGGGCGCCAAUGUGCUUCUUUGGCAACAGUCUGGGCGGCCACCUGAUGACGUGAGUGUCAGGCCAUGCACGCAGCCUCCCCUCGCGGUCCGAGCGGUCCUGAGUGCGUUGUGGACCGGCGAAGCUCAUACGCCGCGUGCUUCAACUCACCCGCCCUCGCGGACCGUCUCUCCCUCUCCCUCUCUCUCUCUCCUCCAAACAAGCGUCCUGGAACCUCGCAUGCUGCAAUCCUUUGGCGUCCCCAUUCGCUUCGCCGAUGUCAAUGGCGGCAAUGCGCACUGGCGAAACCACGCCGAGCCAGAAGAGUCGCUGUUCGGUUUCAAUGAGGUGAUCAUCAAGCCCAUCGAGACUGAUCGGCUGUUCAGAUCCAGCAGCUUGGGUCUGGGAUACGACAUUCCCUACGGACCAGGCAAGGACUGGAUCGACUGGUUCAGUGAGUCGGUCGGUUGGGGGCUCGAUUUCUUGCACCUCGCGAGUCACUCCUCAGCUGCAGAUCUGACUGACGCUCGCAUUGCUGCUUGCUGCCCUUUCUUUUGCACCGCCACGGUUCAUCAGCGCAUCCCCUCUUCUCGUUGCACGUGCCAGAGGAUGAGCAGAGGGCAAAGGAAAAUGUGCGCAUGUUCGAUUGGAUCUACUUUUCCUUCAGCGACGACGAGACGAUUUCAAGGUGAGCAGUGGCAGUGGCAGUGGCAGUGGCAGUCGUAGUCGUAGUCGUAGUCGUAGUCGCGAUCAGCGUCUUGCAUCCUCAACGUGCGUGUAGCCAGUCGUUGCAUAGUCGCUCAUGGCUGCCACCUGCCACGCCGUCGUCUUCAGACACAUGAUGCAUCAGCACGCCUCUUUGCUCUGCGGCAAGGGUUCCAGGACAAAGACGCUGUUCAUCGACCCGCCCAAGCUCAAAGGCUGGCCAAAGUGCGGCCACGUGACGUGUUUCAGACCAUCAGGUCCUCGAUUGCCAAACAAGACGGGCAGUCCUCGAAGUGUGAUCACAGGCAAAGCAGACAGCAGCGGAGAGGGCAGCAGCAGCAGUGACAUGGGCAAAAGCAGCGUAGAGGAGGAAGACGACGACGACGACGACGAUGAUGGUGCAGAGAGAGCAGUGAGGGGAGGAGAAGCUUAUGAGCCCAAGGAAUUGCCCGAGGAGGUGGCGAGAGGAGAAGGCGCAGACGCGGAUGCUGCUUCGGAACCUAUGGAGCUGCUGGGAAGGGAAGACAGCAUCUGGCAAGUCUUUCUCAAAUACGCCCUCGAAGGUCUCAGCACAGUGGAUCCUGCUUUGGGCGACUUGCGAACGUGGGACGAGACGAAUGCGAGGGACUGCGAUGCUCUCAGGCGCGAGGAGCGCCUUGUCCGCGCAAAGGCCGCAGCAGAACGCCCCAAAGGCAAGACGGGUACUAAAGCUAGAUUGUGA
Ceraceosorus bombacis is the source of this 1854-nucleotide messenger RNA. The record is from the annotation of a GenBank genome assembly. Lineage: Eukaryota; Fungi; Basidiomycota; Exobasidiomycetes; Ceraceosorales; Ceraceosoraceae.